GCCUGGUUACAAUCGAGCCCUGUGUGUCUGCAUCACGGUUUAGAAAUGAAUAAAUAAGGAGUGCUAAUUCUAGAAUGGAUUUAUGUUCAAGUUAAAACUAAAUAUUGUGUAUUGUAGUGUGGAUUGUGUGUUUUAAGGGGAGUUAGUGUUUGUCAUGGCGACCCCGGCUACACGGUAUCUACUGCUGGUCGUGUUUGUGGAAGGAACUUUGGGAUUUAACUUCGAUACAGAAAAUGUUAUGAUACUUGACGGACCUAAGAAAGGAAUUCAGUUUGGAUUUUCCUCUGGACUGUUUUAUCGGGGGGAUGACCCGUGGUCGAUUGUUGGUGCUCCCAAAUCUAACAGUUCCACGCAUUCAGAAAUCCCACAACCUGGUGGCUUCUUUAGAUGUCCACUGAAUUUCAAAGCAGGUCGUCAUGUUUCUUGUACGUCGGAGAUCCCAGCGGUCGAGCCUGAAAGUUUGGGUACCGCGAUCACAUACAAACAACAGACUCAACUCUUAGGCUCCAAUAUCCUGAUGAACGACAACAACUUCAUGGGAUGUGCAUCCAAGUACAAACUGACGAAUAGCGAGGCCUCUAAAAAGCUUCUGUAUGCCAUCGGACGAUGUAAUGUUGGCAACUUAACCAAUCUUGACGGGCCAAUGAGACGGACGAAUUAUAAGAAGAGGCCGCUGGUGGAUCGCACUUCUACUUACGUAUUUGGCAUGGGCCUGGUCGGAUUCUCCUCCACAAGUCUCAAGUAUGACGUUCCUGUCUUCAAUACAAUUUUGGGAGCCCCAGGAUUCUUCGAUGGGAAAGGCGGCUUUUUACUGAUAGACAUAAAUGAUUUGGGCCAGUCCCAGGACUAUCUGGUCUCCUCAGACAGGAAUCUCCGUAACUCAUUUGACAAGGGAGCUUAUCUAGGUUAUUCUAUAGGAUCUGGAAGGUUCGGAAAAGCACGUUUGGGAACGGUGGUGGCCGGAGCUCCUCAUUACAGCAAAUCCCAGGAGGGACACGUGGGAAUCGUUGUACUAUUUAACAUUGUACAAAAUGAUUUUGAAAUGCAAACGACGAUAUCGGGGUCACAGCCCGGAUGUGGAUUUGGUGCAUCCCUGAUUGUCCUCGACCUAAACGGAGACGGUCUUGAUGAUCUUUUGGUGGGGUCCCCGUUCUUCUCUGACCAGGCUACUGACCAGGGACUUGUGCAAGUCUACUACGGCACCAACGAUAGAACAAAUAUUCUACGACAAGACGACAAUGACUUGAGGGGAACGAGUACCAUUUACGGACGAUUUGGAAUAGCGAUGGCGGACAUCGGCGAUAUCAACGCGGACGGUUUCAAUGACGUUGCCAUUGGUGCCCCGUACGAAAAUGAACAGAGCGGAAGUGUGUACAUCUAUAAUGGAAACAAACAGAGUAUGAACCCACAGUUCUCUCAGCGUAUAAUGGCUAAAUCGCUAGACCCUGGACUGAAGGGCUUCGGUUUCCAUAUAUCUUCACCACUGGAUGUCGACCGCAACACCUACAAUGAUAUAUCUGUUGGGGCGUAUAUGUCGGACCAAGCAGUCAUACUGAGAACUCGUCCCAUUGUCACGCUUGAUCGAACUGUGACCUUGACCCCAGAGUUGGUGCCCUUGAACCCUUCAGGCCAGGCUUGUUACCAAGAUGACGACCCCUUUCCCUGUCUUUCAUACACCGUUUGCUUCAACUUCACCGGCAGAGGAAUUGAUCGUAUCAAUCUUGAUAUUGGAUUGAGCGUUGAUAUGUCGCGGAAGAAGAAAGGAAAGUCUAGCCGCAUGGACCUUUACUUAGAAGAGGAAAAUAAAGGAGAUGCCUUUGUAACGAGAUAUCAAAUCCAGAAAACUUCUAUUACAAACUGCAAAACAAUUGUAGGACGCGUGAAUUCUCUGGGCCGGGAGUUCUUCUCCGCCAUAGAACAACCCGUGGAGUUUAAUCUGAACUACAGUCUGAGUGGUGAUCCAGUUCUUGGCGAAGUGAUGCCUAUCCUCGAUAACCUUAAAGAUCCCGCAGUCUCAGUUAGCGCGGACUUUAACACGGGUUGUGGACUACAGCGAUGCCGUUCUAACCUGGUGAUUGAGGUCAGUUACGACAAGACUGAAGUGAUUGUCGGCAAAAUGGACGACAUUUCUAUCUCUGUAAGCAUCAAGAACCUUGGCGAGCCAGCUUUCGUCACCAGAGUCGUGACACGGUCCAGCACAAACGUAGCCUUCCGCAGUGACCAGAUCGAGGCAGGUCAGAUUGUCUGCACACAGAAUGGGACCGGGAUGAUAGAUGACGUAGCAUGUGACUUCAGCACUCCGUUCUUCGAGAACAUGGUUGGCCAGUUUGACCUUACAUAUACCUUGGACAUUUCUGACGACGAUAACUUAACCGCCAUUGAUCCUAAAGUCAGUUUCAAUUUGACCGCCACUUCCGAAAGCAGUGAGAUAGACCCAGCUGAUAAUGAUCAUAUGAUCGAAAUACCUGUGAAGAUCAAACCGGAUAUCAUUAUAUACGGAUCGUCGAACCCAGAACAGGCCACGAUUUCCCCCGAUUCGAACAAGCUGGUAUCCAUGGAGAAGACUUUUAAUAUCUACAACAGGGGACCUAGCCCUCUGCCAGAGACCAGAGUAACGAUCGAAUUCCCCAGGAAGAACUUACAAGGUGAUAUACUGGUAUUAUCACAGAACAUGAAGGUGACACCCUCCUCCAAUAACGUCAAGUGUAGAGUUCUAAGUAGUAGUGAGGAUUUAAACGAACAUUCAACAACGACGGUCCCAGGUGUUGUCCAGGAAAAGAUUGUGGCAUCUGAAAAUGUACAACUACUUUCCCAGUCGAUUCAGAAUAUGACGUGUAACAACUACGAAUGUGUACAUAUGGAGUGUCUGGUGACCCGUCUGGACGUGGAUAGAAUGGUAUAUAUCACCGUGAAUAUCAAUGUCACAGAGACGUCACUCACGUUUGGCAAGAACACGGAAAUAUUAAAAUACGUCACCAGAGCUGAAAUCCACAAGCCGCAGCACUCAAGACUGACUGUGUAUUGGCCCCGAACUCCAGUAAAAGCUGAGAUCCUUGUUGACAUCUAUCCAGCGUCAGAACGAAAAGUAUCUGAAGACAUUAAUAUAUGGAUCCCGAUAGGAGCUGGUAUAGGAGGUUUCGUCCUGUUUGUGAUAAUAGGAGUGAUACUGUGGAAGUGUGGAUUCUUUAAACGGAAGAAGCGUGAGGAAGUACAAGCAUGGAAACGGAAGAGUGGCUACAAUGCGAGGCGAACCCAGCGGGGGUCGCAGAGGCACGCAGGCUCCAGUGUCAGAUCGAAGGCAGCAGACCCUGGGGAAAUGUCGUUUUUAGAUUAAUGAUACAGUGGUUCUGAAAUGAAUCUGAAUAAGUGCGAGUCUGUGCAACUGGAAAUUAUGUUUUCUGCAAGGGUGUAGUAUACAAGGGUGUUUUACUGUAUGGAACAAAUGUUGUAGAUUGGAAGUAGAGUAAUCGUUAUGUAUUUACUUCAAAAGUUUAUGUAACUUGUUUAAGUGGAUACAUGAAGCUAUUGAUAUAAUGGGAAGUAUCGUUCUUCUAUGACUACACAAUGUCAGUGUGAUAUUGGGAUGGUUGAUAUUUAAAUUUACCGGUAAAUAUCGUUGUUACACUUUCAUUGUUGAAUGAGAUGCUGAUAAAUUGCACUCUGCGACAGUGGUAAAACAUUGUAUUGUACGCUCGUGUGAGUGUUCUGUGAUGUCGCUUAAUUCCAUCCAAUCAGAUUUGUCAGACACAUUGCGCGAGAGUGCAGUACGAUGUUUUAUCAAAAACGUUGGAAUAAGACACAGUUUUAAUGGCAUGGGAUUAUACUUUAACCAUUCUAUGUUCUUGUUUUGGUACCAAAUAUGAUAAAACAGUUAUAAAAGAGACAAUCUAAAACACAUGUGUUGAAGAUGACGAAAUCAGUUGAUAAACCUAGGUAAUCUACGUGUUUCUCAGUUAUCUAGUUAAAAAACUUUUCAUGUUUUAUUUGCUAGUUGUUGUUUUUUUUUAUUAUUUUUUUUCUGCGAGAAACAUGAACUUUAGAUAUGUCACAAUUGUUAGUUGGGAAACAAGCUCAUAAACUUAUAUUAGUCACUCUUGUUGGCCGGGAUGGACGUGGUCGGAAAGGUGACGUUCCACGCCGGAUCGGGGAACCGAUUUCCGACUGUUUGGGUGGAAGACGAGUUCGUUACAGAAGCGCCACCUGGCCUGACAUAGACAUUCUUCUGUAAAUGAAUAUAUUAACUUUUCUAUUAAUUACAAUUGUACAUGUAUGUAUGAUAUUGUGUACUUUAUAAUGUAAAAUGUAGGAAUUCAGUGUAAUUGUUCCUCACUGUAUAUAAGGAAUCCGAGCGAUUGGCAACAAACUUAAUUUGAAUAAGUGACUUGAUGAAAUUUCGUCGUUUGCUACUUUUAUGAGAUAUCGGAUUUCAAAGCAGACGGAAUAAAGUACCGAUCUGAUUUGGAGAAGUGAUAUGCACAUACUCACCAAAGUCAAGAUAAAACGGUUUCUUUAUGUAAUUGUAUCUUCUCUGAUAGAAAUGUCAUGAUACGAUCUCACCUGCUAUGGUAUAUUGGUGUAUGCAUUUAUUCAAUUUUUAGAGAUUGAUUCUAAUAUUUUUGUCAAGAAUUAGAAUGACCUAAAAGCAAUAAUGUGCCUGUGUUUCACCCAAAUGUACGUUCUGUGUAUUCAGAGAGACGUUACUGAAAAAUAGUAGUAUUUAGAAUUCAAAAAGAACAUUUGCGGAGUGUAAUAUUUCGACUGUUCUCAUCAUAAUGGAAUAUACUCGUUUCCUUUAAUAAGCACAGCGUAAGUUUGGAGGCGAAAUAGUAUUUUAUUAUUUUGGGGACAAAAGAUGCCAUAAUGAACUGUAGCUUGAUUCGAGACAUUCCCUUAUACUGUAUAAUUUUAGUUUCGCGCCAACCCAGUUGAAACUACUUCGCGGUUUUAUUAAAUUUCGUCUUUUAAACAUUCUGCAAAAGACAAUAUAUGUACAUGUAUGUACAUAUUGUAUUGUCGCUUAUAAUUAUUUCUGCUGUAAAUUUAAUGGCCGUGAAUAUAGUCGAGUUAAAUGCGCCACUUAUAUCACUAACUAUAAAAAUCAUCUCAUCUAUGAUCAGUUUUGGACACAUUGCCCAUAGUUAUAGACAUGUAACAUAGGAUUUUAAUGGUGUGAUGUUUUUAUAUAUAUUUUAUAUGUACCGUAACAUGUACAGAUAUACAUUCUUUGUAUAUUUUUUUGUAUUGUUAAGAAAAAUUUUUUUGAAUGUAAACAUAUUAGUUGAUGCAUUGGAAUUCGAUGAUAAACUUUGUAGGAUCAAUUAUGAAUUUUAAAAAAAUGCUCGAAAUUACAACUUGCCCGCUGUAGCAAUAACAUAUGCAUAAAAAUGAUACAAACCGUAUGAAUUAGGUCAGUGAUUUUAAAACAUACCAGACAUAGUAAUAAACAUGAACGAUACAAAUCGGGAUACUUAUUAAGAUAUGUAAACGUUAGUUGUAUUGUUUACGAUAACACUUUUGGAGGUUCCUGACAAUGAAAAUAAGUCUUUAUACAUACAUGAAUACGUGAAUGCUCGGACCAAACUUCACAACAACACCUAAUUGUCAUACUGAAUGUAAUUGAUCCUACAAGUGUUGCUUUUAAGAUCGAUUUUUAGUGACCUCAUUUCGUCCUGUGUAUUUCGAUCUAUAAAUAAUUCAUGAUAUACAGGUUGACAUGUUAGACUCUUCAUCACAUCAGAUAAGUGAAUAACGAGAUUUGUGUGUACGCAUGCGUAUGUGUGUCCGUGUGUUCGUUACCUGCGUCAUUUACAUAUACCUGUACCGUUUAUUCCAAUUCAAUAAUUAAUCGUUAUUUUCACUGGAUGUCUUGUUAUAAUUAUAUGGGUUUUGGAAAAUACUUGGUUCAUUUUUGGUAAUUUCGGAGAUGUUUCGGUGUUUUGAUGUAUCACGGCCAUGUUAUAUGGAUAUAAAGUUCAAGGCCAUUGAUAUUAACCCAUGCUAUAUUGAUAUUAAGUUCAGGGCCAUUGGUAUAAACCUAUGUAAUAUAGAUGUCAAGUUCAAGGUCAUGGGUAUAAACUCAAUGCAUCAUCGUAUUCUUUAUGUAUAUUUAUGGUUAAUUUCGAGAACUGACCAGGAAUUCAACUACAAAUUGUAUGUAAAGAACAUUUUUGAAUAAGUAAACCCUGUAUCGAUACAUUUCUUUUUCCUUUCAGAAAUAGAGGUAAGUUGUAGAUAUAAAGCAAAUAUUUAAGGGAACAUAUAUCUGAUAAAACAUUAGUCACAUGAUCUAUGCAUCUCAACCCAGGCACUAUACAAUGACGUUAGAGGGCACUUUAUUUCAAGGUCAGAGGUUCUGGUGUACAACUACAGCUAUACAGUAUGAUCGAUCUUGAGUUGUUAUGUCACAAUUUCAAAAUAUUUCAUAAGAUUUCUGAAAAAUCACCUGAAUGUAAAUUGUUUUAUUAUCUAUUGUUGAAAUCCCAGUACUUCUCCAUAUUGUAGACAUAUUUGAGAAUACGUUUCCUAGUACGUUCGUGAAUAAUCAACACGAUAAAUGCCAGUACUGCUCAAGGCCUGUAUCAUAAAGUGUCCCUUAACAUGGACAUGUAUACGGGUAGACUCAUUCCUGUCCUAUUUUAAGCCACAGUAUAAAUACUCAUUUAAAUUUUUUUCAAAGAGGAAUAAAAUAUGAAUU
Molecule: messenger RNA, 6694 nt
Organism: Pecten maximus
Lineage: Eukaryota; Metazoa; Mollusca; Bivalvia; Pectinida; Pectinidae
Product: integrin alpha-9-like
Exons: 21
Coding region: 155-3334 (1059 amino acids)
Biological process (GO): cell-cell adhesion; integrin-mediated signaling pathway; cell-matrix adhesion
Cellular component (GO): integrin complex; external side of plasma membrane
Molecular function (GO): integrin binding
Source: RefSeq, a predicted model, not a curated record